Messenger RNA from Ochotona princeps (American pika), 1090 nucleotides. Its product is annotated as aquaporin-12-like. Gene Ontology annotation, cellular component: cytoplasm; membrane. Gene Ontology annotation, biological process: transmembrane transport. Gene Ontology annotation, molecular function: channel activity. The transcript is spliced from 3 exons. The record is from RefSeq and is a predicted model, not a curated record. NCBI's taxonomy places the organism in Eukaryota, Metazoa, Chordata, Mammalia, Lagomorpha, Ochotonidae. The coding region runs from base 56 to 1090 and encodes 344 amino acids.
UUAGCCAGAGGCCCAGGAGGGGAGGACGCCAGGGGCGGGGCGGGAGUGGGUGCAGAUGCAGUGUUCCCACAGCUGCUCCGCCCUUGGGGCUGCCACGCGUCCCGGGCCCCGCGUGGUGAGGCUGCCCUAUGGUGCCAGCACAAUGACAGGGCUAAAUGUCUCCCUGUCUUUCUUGCUCAUCACCUGUGGACUCUGUGAGGCAGCCAGGCGGGCAGCCAGGGCUCUGCUGCCUGCGGGCACCUACAUCAGCUUCGCGCAAGAGGCAGCAGGUGCCUUCCAGCUGGUUGCCUGCGGCCUGGAGAUGCGGGCACUGGCGGACGUGGGCCCCUGGGCUGCGGGCGUCGGGCCCGACCUGCUGCUGACUCUGCUCUUCCUGCUCUUCCUGCUCCACGGGGCCACCCUGGACGGAGCCUUGGGCAACCCGGCAGUGGCCCUACAGGAGCUGCUCUUGGCCGAGGCAUCCCUGCCCAGCACACUGCUGAAGCUAGUGGCCCAAGGGCUGGGCGUGAUGGCUGCCCGUGCUCUGACCCUGUGCUGCUGGGCCUGGGAGCUCAGCGAGCUGCAUUUGCUGCAGAACCUCAUGGCCGCACACUGCAGCUCUACCCUGCGCACCUCCGUGCCACACGGGGCGCUGCUGGAAGCUGCUGGAACCUUCAUCUUCCACCUGGGCCUCCUGUACCUGCGCCGCAGCCUUCCCGCCCGGAGGGUGCCCGCCCUGGCUCUGCUGGCCACCUUCACCACCCACACAGCCGGGCCCUACACCUCUGCCUUCUUCAACCCCGCGCUGGCCACCUCUGCCACCUUCCACUGCGAAGGGCACACCUUGGUGGAAUACGCCCAGGUUUACUGGCUAGGACCCCUGGCAGGCAUGGUCCUGGCUGUCCUGCUGCACGAGGGCCACCUCCCUGGCCUCUUCCAAACAAACCUGCUCUACAGGCCGAAGAACAAGUACCGAGCCCCCCCCCGGGGGAGGCUGGUCCCCCCAAGCUCCAGGGCCCGGGACAGGGAGACCCAAGCACUCCCAGACUCUGGGCGGGGCAGGGUGGGUGGAGCUUGGUUUGGAGCUUGGUUCGCCCCAACUGAGGACUGA